Molecule: messenger RNA, 835 nt
Organism: Ananas comosus (pineapple)
Lineage: Eukaryota; Viridiplantae; Streptophyta; Magnoliopsida; Poales; Bromeliaceae
Product: probable prolyl 4-hydroxylase 9
Exons: 4
Coding region: 297-674 (125 amino acids)
Source: RefSeq, a predicted model, not a curated record
UCUCUCAGCUCACCUGGCCUCUCCCCUGACCCCUCCACAUCCUCCCAAACCCCCUCGAAACCCAUUUCCUUAAUCUGCUCCUACCCUCACCCUCUCUUCCUUGACGAGCUCUCGUCGGCGAGCUCGUCACGGCGAACUCCUCGCCGGCGAGCUCGUCACCGGGAACUCCACUUCCCGAAACUCCACUUCGACUUCGCGUCCUCCUCCAAUACAGAGGGUUCAAGAGAGUUCGAGAGGGUUCGAGAGAGAUCUCGAGAGUUCGAGAGAGAGAGAGAGAGAGAGAGAGAGAGAGAGAGAUGAUCCCCUUCUCCGCGGCGCCCACGAAGGAGAACAAGGGUCGAUCGCUGUGGCUCCUCCUCGUGCGCGCGAAGCUUGGGCUCCCUAUCGUUGUCCUAUCCUUCUCCAUCUUCUUCCUCGUCGGCUUCUUCGGAUCCACGCUGCUAUCGCCGGAUGCUUCGGAGGAGGCUUUCCCGCGAGAAAGGUUGACGGAAGUGAACGGGGAAGUGGAGUCCGAGUGGCCCGCGAUGCCCUACGGGGAUACGGGGGAUCCUCGCCCUAUUUCGAUUCCUUUCCAGGUUUUGCGCAUAGUUUACCAACCUCAAGCAAUUUUUCGAAUCCGUCCAAUUAAUAGGUGCUCUGCCACUAUUGCCGGAAAUGAAUUGCUGUUGAAAUAGGAGCUGACGUAUUUUUUUUUAUCGUUUUUAAGUAUUUUCUAUUUUCAAAGUUGAGAGAGUCAGGAAUAAUGUUGAACUGUAUAUCGAAUAUUAUACUCUAUUGCCUUUAAAUUGAUUUUUCUAUUGCCUUUAAAUUGAUUUUGCUAUUAUUUUGUUUUUAA